Molecule: messenger RNA, 819 nt
Organism: Magnolia sinica
Lineage: Eukaryota; Viridiplantae; Streptophyta; Magnoliopsida; Magnoliales; Magnoliaceae
Product: protein ATAF2-like
Exons: 4
Coding region: 1-819 (272 amino acids)
Biological process (GO): regulation of DNA-templated transcription
Molecular function (GO): DNA binding
Source: RefSeq, a predicted model, not a curated record
AUGCCUCCUGUGAAGAAUUCACACGCCGCCUCAAGAACAUCUUUAAUUAUAUUCCAACACGAAGAGAAGAAUGCACUUAAAAAGCCAUCCGGACCUGGGGCACCAUCUGGGGGGAUUGCAAUGACUGCUUCCCUGACUUCAUCCAUAAAAGGCCUUCCACUUCCCGCUGAAAUAAUCCAAGAAAUCGAUAUCUACAACUUCAAUCCUGAUCAGCUUUCAAGUCAGUUUGAGGUUGAAGAGGAGAAAGACAUGUAUUUCUUCACACAAAGGAAUCGUAAGUAUGAGGGUGGAUCACGACCAGCUCGGAAAGCAGGAAACGGAUACUGGAAAGCUACUACCGGACAUACAACGGUUCUUGAUCAAGAAAAAGUAGUUGGGUAUAAGAUGAAUUUGAAAUUCCAUGUUGGUACGGCGCCUAAAGGGAAAAAAACAGAUUGGCUAAUGACAGAGUAUAGCAUCGACGAGGUUGAUCCUCCUACAACAACGAGUGCUACUGAGAUGGGCAAUGGAAAGAGAAAGAGGAAGAUGGUGGCUGCAACUCAGGAGGAUCAUCACAUAAGAAUGAAUGGAUUUGUUUUGUGUCGAAUCUACAAGAAUAGGUGGGCAGAUAAGAAAACUAACGAAACCACUAACGACAUGCAGUCAUCAACUUCAUUUUGGGGCAGGCUAAUCGACGAAAUAACUCCAGAAGUAGAUAGAUGUACGUGGAAUAACAACGAAGAUUUCCCACCACUAACAUUAUCUGAGGUAGAUAGAUGGCUGUGUGAUGACAACGAAGAUCUCCCACCACUAACAUUAUCUGAUUUCAUCGCCAACUAA